AUGCCGCGCGAAGAGUACCAAGUCCCAACCGCAUCCGCAGCAGUCGGCGCUCCCGCGUCCGCCGCCCGCGGGUCCACGCGCGAGGGCCACGACUCGCGCGCUGUCAUGUCGUACCUGUGUGGCGACUGCGGCGGCACCGUGACGCUGACCAAGGACGCGCUCGUGGCGUGCCCGCACUGCGCGGGGCGCGUGCUGUACAAGGAGCGCACCAAGCGAAUGGUCCAGUUUGAGGCGCGGUGA
Hirsutella rhossiliensis is the source of this 240-nucleotide messenger RNA. Its product is annotated as DNA directed RNA polymerase, 7 kDa subunit domain-containing protein. Gene Ontology annotation, molecular function: zinc ion binding; DNA binding; DNA-directed RNA polymerase activity. The record is from RefSeq and is a predicted model, not a curated record. Gene Ontology annotation, cellular component: RNA polymerase III complex; RNA polymerase I complex; RNA polymerase II, core complex. The transcript is spliced from 2 exons. Lineage: Eukaryota; Fungi; Ascomycota; Sordariomycetes; Hypocreales; Ophiocordycipitaceae. The coding region runs from base 1 to 240 and encodes 79 amino acids. Gene Ontology annotation, biological process: DNA-templated transcription.